Molecule: messenger RNA, 1530 nt
Organism: Radiomyces spectabilis
Lineage: Eukaryota; Fungi; Mucoromycota; Mucoromycetes; Mucorales; Radiomycetaceae
Product: anaphase promoting complex subunit 8
Exons: 10
Coding region: 1-1530 (509 amino acids)
Biological process (GO): cell division
Cellular component (GO): anaphase-promoting complex
Molecular function (GO): protein binding
Source: RefSeq, a predicted model, not a curated record
AUGCCCAUCGAUUUGGACACCAUCCAACAGUUUAAGCGCAACCUUCAACAAGCCGUCAUUGUAUGUUCUGACCGCUGUCUUCUCAAUGCCACCAAAUGGGCUGCGGAAUUGUUGGAUGGCAUCAAUGCUGAACUUUUACAAGACCAAGCCAACUUUACCCAAGAUCCACGAAAUGCCAGCAUUGUCUCUCUGCAUGCCACCGACUACGAAGCGAGUUUACCGCCUCUCAGCGAAAUGGAAUACAAUAAAUACCUAUACGCUAAAGCUCUCUUUCAAGCCCGCGAAUUCGAUCACGUCAACUUUGUAUUACAGCACCAAAAGGCCCCAAAGUUGCGAUUCCUCAGACUCUACGCUCGAUACAUGGCAGGUGAAAAACGAAAAGAAGAAAAAGGCCAAGAAAUCCUCGGCAUCACGGAAAAGAAGGGGGCUCAGAACAUGGAAUUAGACAUCAUUUAUGAAGAUCUUCGACCUGAUUAUGAAGAUAAUCAGUUGGAUGCCUUUUGCCUAUACCUAUACGGUAUCGUGUUACGAAGGAGGGACAAACCUCUUGCUGCCGCUACCGCUCUACUGCGAUCCAUCAAAAUAUAUGAAUACAACUGGUCGGCUUGGAUGGAACUGUCCGCUUUGGUGAAAGACCGAAAAAUGUUUCACGAUCUGCAAAACGUUCUACAGCAAGAGCUGCCACACAGCCUCGUGAAAAACAUCUGUCUAGCGCGGCUGGCCUCGGACCUUCUUGAGCCAAAGACAGUUUAUAAAGGUUUAAUGGACCCGCUCAUCCGGUACUUCUCCAAAAGCGCCUAUCUCAAAUCCCAAUGGGCGGCCUAUCUUAACAGUGCAAUGCUAUACAAUGAGUCAGAAAUUGAAUUUGACGCCAUCCGACGAUUGAAUCCAUACCGCUUGGAAGAUAUGGAUGUGUUUUCCAACAUUCUUUACAUUAUUAACGCAAGGCAGAAGCUGAGCGUAUUGGCCCGAAAAGCCGAACAAAUUGAUAAAUAUCGUCCCGAAACAUGUUGCAUUAUAGCCAAUUACUACACUAUGAAGUGUGAAUACUCAAAAUCCGUCCCGUACUUUAAGCGUGCGUUGAAGCUCAACCGAAAUUAUCAUUUGGCUUGGACCUUACUGGGACACGAUUACAUUGAACUAAAGAAUCCCAAAGCGGCGAUCGAAUGCUACGAACGAGCCACAGAAAUCAGCGAACGAGAUUACCGUGCAUGGUACGGCUUGGGACAAGCUUAUGAAGUUUUAAAAUUACCGUAUUACGCCGCUUAUUACUUUCAAAAAGCGGCUCAUCUGAGGCCGCACGAUGAACGUAUGUGGAACGCACUAGCGGCAUGUUAUGCAGCCCUUGGAAGAAAAGUCGAGUCCGAAGCAUGUUUCGGCCGAGUGCAAAAGUGCCGUGAAGAAAAGGCCAAAGUCACCAAAGAAGAAACGAAGGAUUACUUGCAUGCAUCCUUCUUUCCGCCUCCCGACUCGACCGAUGCCAUCCAGGAAGACCAAACGGGACAAGGAACCUCGUCCCAGGUGAAAUAA